This is a messenger RNA of Arachis stenosperma, 1110 nucleotides long. RefSeq lists its product as uncharacterized. The transcript is spliced from 5 exons. NCBI's taxonomy places the organism in Eukaryota, Viridiplantae, Streptophyta, Magnoliopsida, Fabales, Fabaceae. Bases 1 to 1110 code for a protein of 369 amino acids. The record is from RefSeq and is a predicted model, not a curated record.
AUGUUUUCUUAUCAUCGCAGCAUAGGAAGCAUAUAUUCGUUGGAGCUUUGUCUAAAUCUUCAGGAUAUUGGUAGAAGCUCGUCCAGUUCCAAUAAUGUGGUGGGUGUCAAAAAUCUGGGAGCAGCUGAUUUUGUUCCGGGUCAGGAUACCGGUAGGGCCCGUAGUCCAAGCUUCAACGCGUAUCCUGAUGCUAGCAUUGCAGAAACAUCUGACGAGGAUGAGAUUGAAGAUUUCAGCAGUGAUGAGGCAGAAGCCGUACCGGAAACGCAGCCUCUGCAUGGCGAAUUUGUUCCUCCAACACGUGUCGAAUCGAGAGAGGACAGACCGAGCAGCUACGCUGUGUCAGGUGAGAUGGAGCUCAAGAUUGGAUUGAAGUUUCUCAACUGGGAAACAGCGAUGCUGGCAGUCAAAAACUACAACAUCCGUAGGAGUGUAGAAUAUAAGGUGGUAGAGUCAGACCAAAGUCGAUGCUUGGCAAGUUCAAUGUCUCAAGACCACGCUCAACUUGAUAGCAAUGUCAUCUGCCAGUACAUAUUCCCCAUGAUGCAUGCUGAUGCGACAAUUUGUGUAAAUGUGUUGCAAGGAUUGGUUGAGUCAGCGUACGGGUAUAAGGUAUCUUACAAGAAGGUUUGGCACGUGAAGCAGAAGGCAAUCGCAAGGAUCUAUGGUGAUUGGGAUGAUUUGUAUGACCAGCUGCGUAGAUACUUCAAUGCUCUACAAGCUUUCGUCCUAGGGACGAUUGUUGACCUCCAAACGCAGCCGUACUAUGUUGGGAACACUCUAGAUCGUGAUAGUGUCAUAUUUCACCAGGUUUUCUGGUCGUUCCCUUCAUGUGUUCAAGCUUUCAGGCACUGUAAGCUGUUGGUGUCAGUGGACGGUAUACACUUGUAUGGUAAGUAUGCAGACACCCUUCUCAUGGGUAUAGCACAGGACGGAAAUAACAACAUUCUACCCGUCGCUUUUGCACUUGCCGAAAGAGAGAACACAGAUUCAUGGUACUUCUUCCUAACUAAUUUGAGGAGACAUGUAGCAACUCGGCCAGGAGUUCUGCUUAUCUCGGAUAGGCAUGCGGCAAUAAAGGCCGCAUUUGAGCGUGAAGGAUGUGGCUAG